Messenger RNA from Quercus lobata, 1068 nucleotides. RefSeq names its product glucan endo-1,3-beta-glucosidase-like. Gene Ontology annotation, biological process: carbohydrate metabolic process. Bases 1 to 1068 code for a protein of 355 amino acids. The transcript has 2 exons. NCBI's taxonomy places the organism in Eukaryota, Viridiplantae, Streptophyta, Magnoliopsida, Fagales, Fagaceae. The record is from RefSeq and is a predicted model, not a curated record. Gene Ontology annotation, molecular function: hydrolase activity, hydrolyzing O-glycosyl compounds.
AUGAAAAUCUGUUACCAAUUCUCCUUUUCCACCAUGGCUUUAAGUAAGAAAUCUGUUAUGGCUGCCUUAUUGCUACUGCUGUUGUUGUUUAUUAUCUUGGUGCUAUUUGUUGUAGCUGUACAAUCUAUAGGUGUAAAUUAUGGAAAAAUUGCCGAUGAUUUACCACCUGCAACUGAAGUAAUAGCCCUAUACAAAACAAGUGGCAUAGGGAAAAUGAGGAUUUUCGAUCCAAAUCAAGCAACCCUCCAAGCCCUAAAAGGAUCCGGCAUAUCAGUCAUUGUUGGAGUUGUCAACAAUGACCUUCAAGGCCUUGCCACUAGUCCUGCAGCUGCAAAUGGUUGGGUGCAAACAAACAUAAGUCCCUACUUGCCUGAUGUCAAUAUUAGUUACAUUGCUGCUGGGAAUGAAAUAAAACCCAGUGAUCCAUUAGCCCAAUAUGUUGGACCAGCCAUGCAAAACUUAUACAAUGCAGUUACAUCUUCUAAUCUUCCAACCCAAAUCAAAGUUUCAACAGUAAUAGACAUGUCAUUGAUGGGAAAUACUUACCCUCCAUCUUCAGGCUCCUUUAGUGACAAUGCAAGUGCAUACAUAAAUGCAAUCGCUAGCUUCCUAGUAAGCACUAAGGCACCACUUCUUGCCAAUGUGUACCCAUAUUUUGCCUACUUAAGUGACCCAACAACAGACAUUAAGCUUGAUUAUGCCUUACUAAAUUCAUCAGGGGUUGUGGUACAAGAUGGUAACUUAGGGUACCAAAAUCUCUUUGAUGCAAUGAUGGAUUCUCUCUAUUCUGCACUUGAGAAGAUUGGUGCGGCCAAUUUGACUGUCAUUGUAACAGAGACUGGUUGGCCAUCCGACGGUGGUGUAGCAGCUACAGUUGACAAUGCAGGCACUUACUACAAGAAUUUGAUGAGUCAUGUGAACAAUGGCACUCCGAAGAGGCCUGGACCAUUAGAAACAUACUUGUUUGCUCUAUUUGAUGAAGACCAAAAGGGUCCAGCGGAAACUGAGAAACAUUUUGGUCUCUUCUCACCUACCAAGCAACCCAAGUACCAACUCAGUUUUUCUUAA